Messenger RNA from Leptidea sinapis, 2654 nucleotides. RefSeq names its product beta-3 adrenergic receptor-like. The record is from RefSeq and is a predicted model, not a curated record. The transcript is spliced from 4 exons. Gene Ontology annotation, cellular component: membrane. Gene Ontology annotation, molecular function: G protein-coupled receptor activity. Gene Ontology annotation, biological process: G protein-coupled receptor signaling pathway. Lineage: Eukaryota; Metazoa; Arthropoda; Insecta; Lepidoptera; Pieridae. The coding region runs from base 185 to 1711 and encodes 508 amino acids.
UUCAGUUGCCCGAAGGCCGUCUAGCGAGGAGGACGUGUCGUGUCCGCCCGCCCUACGAUACAGUAGUAAAAACUUUAGAGUUUCGUUGAGUGUGUUCUGUGGUACUUUACUCAACAACACCCAUUGGAUUUUCAAGGAACAAUGCGGUGGAACGCAGCAGCAGCGGUGAGAUAGCCGCAAUUAAAUGGAUCACGAAGUACCAGGGUAUCAUGGAGGAACAGGAAGUGUGAAAGGGGAACAGCUACAGGGUGAUCUCGUCGGAAUGAAUGAGACAGACGUCGGUAGCGAGGAAGCUUUAGAGCUCGCGCUGAAUGUCUCCGUCACUGUUAUAUCCGCCAUCGGCUUGAUGCUCAAUGCUUAUAUUUUAUUCGUCAUCGUUAUUACAAAGCAGCCAGCAACAGCGUCGUCAGUGUUGCUCGUCCACCUGGGAGCGGUCGGAGCACUAGCAAGUGGUGCAGCACUAUGCAGCGGAGGCGGAGCUUGUUCCUGCGGUGUUCUACUGCUGGCCUUACAUCCACUCCAGCUGUGGACGGUGUGUGGACUCCACGCCGAUCGAGCAGCUGCCAUCGCCGCACCAUUGCACUACGCUGCUAUUGUCUCCGCGAAAAAGGCUAUCAUAUGUGUGGCGAGUGGAUGGGUCACCACCGUAGCACUCCUGGCACCACUUGCUGCCGCCCAUCCUCCGUUGGGACUCCUCUCUGGACUGGGGAGUUGUGCUCCAGACUGCAGCGCAGGCCCAUCAGCUCUAGCCUUCUGUAUCGUCUACACAGUCGCCACUCUCCUUCUCCCAACAACUUUGGUGCUCGUGUGCAGUUUAAAAAUUCUGCGUAUCGCCAGAUAUCAUAGACACAGAAUAGCGGCGGCUAUUUACGAAGUGACAAUAUCCGCACAAGUGACCGUCACCCACCAACGCAAUCCAUUUUCUCCACCUCUCCCACCGCGGCGAAGAGCAUUAUCUGCAGUUCUACAACCUUUGGGAUCUCUAGCAAUAUUAUACUUUCCAUAUUACUGCGUUCUAAUUUGGCCAGCCUUUGCGAUUCCUCCAAGACUCUUGGCUGCAUUGUCAUUAACUUUACUGUCGGCAGCCCCACCCGUCAACGGUAUCCUUUAUGGGAUAAGAAGUCGAGCCUUGAAAGACUCCCUUCGGAAUUAUAGACGGAAGCGAAUGACAAAAAGCGAGGUGACACAAGAAAUUCAGGCAAGGACUCCCAGUGCUUGUGGUUCCCGAAGACCAUCCUUAUCAGCUGGCUCCGGGUGUAUACGACCAUUGACCACGCGCAGACUCUCUGACGCAGCAGCAAUGGGUUCAAGAGGUUCUGAACGACCUGCGCCUAGAGCGGCUUCGUGUAACGUGUUGCAGGAUUCCCAAGAAGAAGACCUAACGAGGUCUCGUGGAUCUGCUAUACCGUUGAUACGUGCUCCUCCGCAUGUGGUGCUUGGUAGAGCGUUUGGUUUAGAAGAAGGUGUAAGUAGGGAGCGACGUCGUCGUCAGUCGCCGAGGAUUACAGUCACUAGAGCUAUGUCAGACGAGAGUGAAUCACCAACUCGUCGUCCACUCUGCCGACAGCAUUCACGAUCGAGUGGCGCCCUUCUUGGCACAAUAGCAUAUGUACCACCAUUAUCUGAAAAGUUGGAGAAUUCAAACGAGGAACCGUUACUUAUUCAAUGGCCACAACGCCACAACAAUUUUAACAAACAUGGCGUUCUUUAAAUACUAUUUAUAACUUCUUGUAUAUGCCUAUGUAGACAAUAACUUGAACAUGUGCUUUAAGGACCUUGCCUGAGCAAUUAGAACUUAACAGAUUAUUUUAGUGCUGCAUUUAGCCCGACAUUCGAUGGACGUACGAAACGUAGAAAAUAUGUAAUGUCAAAAUUGAACCUUAAAAGCAAUGACGUGCUAUUCAAGAACAUAUCAUUCCCAGUCUCACAGUGGAUCGGCAAAAGUGCGCUUAAAGACAAUGUAAGCGCACUUUUUCCUUGUCAAUUGUGUCAACUGUCACUGUCCAAAUCAAACUUGAAAUGAAUAAAUGUUUCACAUUGCUGCUUAUUGACUGGAAUAUUUUUAAAAACUGGAGUUAGAGCGGAAAUGUAUAAUAGCCGAAGCUGAUUAUGGUGUAGUUUGUGGCAUGUUCCAUAUUUCUGCUUUGUUUUUAUAUGACGUGAUUUAUCUAUAUGUAUAGAAUGUCAUUGCUUAAAAUAAUAGCUAAUUUUCUCAUGUUGUAUGUUAGUUUGUUAGUGUCCCUCGUAACAAGCCGCAAUAUUACGUAUAUUAGAGCACAGAUGUUCGGUAAAGUCGCUUUGAAUACAUUAUUUCCAUGUUUAUUAAAUGCAGCUUAACCUCACCGAGCGAUAAAAAUAUAAGUGUAUUCCACAACAUUUAUUACAUAACCUGCUUUAGACAUUAUUUAUUUAAUUCUUAUUGAAUGCAAAUAAUUAUUAAAUCAAACUGAAUAAAAGAAAAAACAGAAUUAUAGAAAAAUUGUUGAAAGUUUGAGACAAUAUUAUGUUUUGAUUACCUACUAUCGACAAAAUUGAAUCGUGACCCACCUUAAUGUCAUAUUCAUACAGUCGUAAUAUACAAGUAGGUCGAAAUUCGCUUGAAUAUACAUUUCUUUAGUAACUGUUAUUAUUUUAUUAGACACUAACAGUCCACC